Molecule: messenger RNA, 10975 nt
Organism: Anolis carolinensis (green anole)
Lineage: Eukaryota; Metazoa; Chordata; Lepidosauria; Squamata; Anolidae
Product: nascent polypeptide-associated complex subunit alpha, muscle-specific form-like
Exons: 3
Coding region: 8802-10967 (721 amino acids)
Source: RefSeq, a predicted model, not a curated record
UCAACUCACAGAAUUCCUUACCAUUAAACAAGCUGACUAGGGCUUCUGUGAUGUCAUAGGCAAAUUUACUUGAAAUGACACUGUUCGUAAGUAUAGGUAACCAUAUAGGAAAGUAAUUUGCAUCAGUCAAGCAAGAAUUACCAGUUGGUGGCUUCUUGAAAAGAAUUCCCAAGUUUUAAAGCUAUUAUGUAAAGAUAGAAAGAUAAAAGUAGGCAGGGGGUAAAAGUCCAAAGAUGGUACUCCCUUUCAUAGCCAAAAAAAAAACCCCCAUUAAGAAUAAAAGGUAAUUAAAAGAUGUCAAACGUGAAGAUGUCGAAAACAAUUUGCUUAAAACUUCAUGUAUGCUAUAGAACCUAGUACACUUUUUUGUUUCCAUAACUGUUAGUAUGUUAGGCUAGCACUACGGUUCUGUUACUUUAACUGGCAAAAUAACAAAAUUUAAUGGUUGUGCUAAUUGAUAUUUGAGAUUGGCAAAAAAAAAUGUACGGCAUGAUCCUAACCCUGGUUGUUUUUCUUCCAACCGUGCAGCUGUAAAUUCCCAAGGGUUAUCCAGGCUCCUCUGAAUCGGCAAGUGUUCUCAUUUGUUAAGGGACAUGCUACCUCUGGCUAGUUGUGAAUAUUGUGUUGUUUCUUGAACUAUCCUGAGUCUCUUAUAAAAGUUAGAACCUUUGUUGGAAAUUUACUUGUUCUGAUGUUACCUGUAGACCACAGGUAAAUAACCGCUUAGUAGGUUAUUUACCUGUGCUUUCAAGCACAGUAGAAUUUAAUCUGGUUUCUCAAGGAUUCUGCAACUCCCCUCUUAAGUGAUCCCCCCAAAAACUCAGUGAUAGAGUUAUCUCAAGGCAGAAAUAACCAGAAGCAACAUUAGCUACCGGUGACUUUGUCUACCCAUCCAUCACUGGAGUAAACAAUAAUGGGGCACCUUCCCAGCAGUGUUGCCAUCAGUUGCUCACUAUUAUAGGAAAUAGAAUUCCAAAUGGUCUUCUUUGAUUACAGUAGUAAUUGACUAAUAAGGCCACAUAAGUGUUGGAAUUUGGUAAUUGACAGUAUCUCAAAUGCGAUCCUUUCAUACUGGUUUUGCGACAGCUGUUAUACAACAGCCCUGAAUUACUGAGAUGCCUGUUUGCCUUCCAGCAAAAUUAUCCUGUCUCGCCGUCAAUGCCUUGUAAAAAUUGAGUGGAGAUCCAUUUUCACUGCAGUGGACUUAGAAUAGCGUAUUUUGUGACUAGUUAAUGCUGGUUGUAUUUCCUCAAAAUGCAGUAGUCAUCCAUAAAGCACAGUAUAUCAACUGAUGGCAUGUUAUCUCUAAGUCUACAUGCCUGAUUGAAAGUCCAGGGUUUUUCUCUUAGAUAAAAACUAUCUAGAGGAGUGUUGCAAAGAUAAAUACAAAGGGGGUUAAUGCUGAAUCCAGUACUAUACUGGUCUACCAGAGAUCAUUUUUGAAAGGAAUAGAGAAGAUUGCAUGUGUUGGAAGGACAACUCCCAUGAGCCCCAACAUAUAGGAUAGAGAUGAUCAAGUUUGGAGAGGAGAAGCAGUUGGUUCCACCUACCUUGAACUAAGGGCUGUCUCAUUUGUACUUCUGUUUGUGAAAUAUUAAUAAAGAGAAAAAAAUUACUGGUAUUCCAAUAACCUCUGUAACAAAAACUGAAAAAUCUUAAUCUCAACUUCAUUCUACACUGUUUUGACAAUUCAUAAUCCACGCGUUCCCUUAACUAGGAUACUGCAAGUGGAAUACUGCUAAUGUUAAUAUUCUAAUUGGAUUGGAUAAAUCAAUAGCUCCCAGUGUGCAUAAUCUACAAUCUGAUUUGGUAUGAUCUCAUUAAUGUCCUUGUUAAUCUGUCUUUGUUGCCUUCUGCAGCAAUUUAUGGGAAAUGGGUUUGCUGCUUGAUAAUUUUCAAAAUGUACAUCCGAUUAUGCCUGGUGCGUUACAUCUCCCGAGGGAUUGGGAGGUAUCCACAACGUUCAUGUUUGUCAUACAUUUGAGAUUCCUAUAUCCUGCCCAUCGAACCGAUGGAUGACGUCACCAUCCUAGACCUCUCUUCUCUGCCUGCAGGAGCCAGACGUGCAGAUGCAGACGCAUCUCUGGAUGCUUUGCGGAUGAAACAAGCAGAGCAGCACCUUCACAAAACAGACUUCCGGCUUUGGCUGGCCAGCAAAACAGCCUAGAAGUGCAUCGGGUUGCUAUGAGUUUUCCGGACUGUAUGGCCAUGUUCCAGAAGCAUUCUUUCUUGACGUUUCACCCACAUCUAUGACAGGCAUCCUCAGAGGUUGUGAGGUCUGUUGGAAACUAGUCAAGUGGGGUUUAUGUAUCUGGAAAGUCCAGGGUGGGAGAAAGAAUUCUUGUCUGUUUGGAGGCAAGUGUGCAUGGUGCAAUUGGCCACCUUGAUUAGCAAUGAAUUACAGUAGAGUCUCGCUUAUCCAACGUUCUGGAUUAUCCAACGCAUUUUUGUAGUCAGUGUUUUCAAUGCAUUCUGAUAUUUUGGUGCUAAAUUCGUAAAUACAGUAGUUACUACAUAGCAUUAAUGUAUAAUGAAUUACUUUUCUGUCAAAUUUGUAUAACAUGAUGUUUUGGUGCUUAAUUUGUAAAAUCAUAACCUAUUUUGAUGUUUAAUAGGCUUAUACAUACAUAUGUAAUGUGCGUAAUUCCCAUGGAGUAAGCAACAAAAUCACUGGACCAAAUCACAUCAAAUUUGGCCACAAAAGACAUUAAUCAUCCAAUCAAUCUGCAGGCAGCAGCGUGUCACCAAAAAUGGCUAGGUGUGUCAGUGCUGACACACGUAUCAUGGAUUAGCCAUCACUGCAGUAGACCUUGAAGCUGCAAGGCCAUUCAAUGCUAAUCAAGGUGGCCAAGUGCACCAUUCAUACUUGCCUCCAAAAAGACAGGAGUUCUUUCUCCCACCCUGGGCAUUCUACAAGCGAUAUAAACCCCCAUUGCCUAGUUUCCAACAGACCUCACAACCUCUGAGGAUGCCUGCCAUAGAUGUGGGUGAAACGUCAGGAAAGAAUGCUUCUGGAACAUGGCCAGGCAGCGAGGAAAACUCACAGCAAUCCACUGAUUCUGGCCAUGAAAGCCUUCGAAGGCACAGAAGGGAUAGUGUUUUUAAAUCAAAGCUUUCCAUUAGUGACAACAUCCUGAUUCGAGGAGAGGUUUCCACCCAAGGUUUUUGCUCCUCCCCCCCCUUCCCUCCCCAUGGUGUAGAUUAGGCUUUCAGCCUCUGCAAUGCUGCAUGCGGGGCUGGCCAAGGCUUGCCCCAGAGCGGCAAUAGCAGCAGGGAGGAGCCCCCCCUCCCCCAGGAGCCCCGCCCGCCCCGCGAGAGUGGAAAUGUACUGCGCCCUCCUCCCCCUCCCUCCUUGCCUCGCCUUCGUCGCGGGGCGUUUCCCUUGAGAGCGCCGGAAUGAAGUGCUGCAGCAGAACAGCGCCACCGCGCGGCCAAUACAAGUACCGGCCCGAGAGGAAUGCCUUAUGGACUGUUGCAAAUUUUAUCCUUGAGUUGCUGUGAGUUUUCUGGGCUGUCUGGCUAUGUUCCAGAAGCAUUCUCUCCUCACGUUUCACCCACAUCUAUGGCAGGCAUCCUCAGAGGUUGUGAGGUUUGUUGGAAACUAGGCAAGGAAGGUUUAAAUAUCUGUGGAAUGCUCAGGGUGGGAAAAAGAACUUUUCUCUGAGGCAAGUGUGAAUGUUGCAAUUGACUACCAUGAUCAGCAUUGAAUAGCCUUGCAGCUUCAAGGCUUGCAGCUUCCUGGCUUCGAAAACAGAUUUAUCCUUGAGAUGAGUAACUUUUAAAUACAGUAGAGUCUCGUUUAUCCUAUGUUCUGUAUUAUCCAACACAGUCUCCCUUUUAGUAGUCAAAUGUUUUUGUAGUCAAUGUUUUCAAUACAUUGAGAUGUUUUGGUGCUAAAUUUGUAAACAUGGUAAUUACUACAUAACGUUACUGUGUGUUGAACUGCAUUUUCUGUAAAUUUGUUGUAAAACAUGUUUUGUUACUUAAUUUAUAAAAUCACUAGCUGUGCCCGGCCACGCAUUGCUGUGGUGUAGUAUGGUGGUAUGGGAAAUAAAGUGUUGAGGAAUUGGUGGUAGUUAAGGUAAAGGGUAAAGGUUUUUCCCUGACAUUAAGUCCAUUUAAAAUGGGUAAUAUAGCUGUGUGGAAGGGCCUUGAGUCUACACUGCCAUAUAAUCCAGUUAAAAUCAGAUAAUCUGUAUUUUAUAGGCAGUGUGGAAGAGGCCUAAGCGAGGCCUAAUUCUGCUGUCCCCUGGGCUGAGUGGGUUGCUAGGAGACCAAAUGGGUGGAGCUUAGCCUUCUAACUGGCAGCAAUUGGAUAAAAACAAUUAGUCCUCUCCCUCUAAUUAGGACUUUAUUUUUCUUUUCUUUUUGUUGUAUGAAUGUAGAGGCAUGGAUGAGGGGUUGUGUUUCCAAGUUUAUUGUUUUGUUGUUUUGUCCUAGGUCGAAAUUUCAUUACCCUUUUAUAUAUAUAGAUGACGUAAUUUGAUGUUUAAUAGGCUUUUCCGUAAUCCCUCCUUAUUAUCCAACAUUUUGGCUUAUCCAAUGUUCUGCUGGCCUGCUUAUGUUGGAUAAAUGAGACUCUACUGUAUGUUUUCUUUUUAUCCGUGACUUCCUCUUAUUGUAUAUACUGUGUUGUGAUUUUGUUGUUAUAUGCCAAUGAGGAGCUCCCAGUGGCGCAGCGAGUUAAACCGCUGAGCUGCUAAACUUGCAGAUCAAAAGGUCAGCGGUUCGAAUCCAGAGAGCGGCAUGAGUUCCCACUGUUAGCUCCAGCUUCUGCCAACCUAGCAGUUCGAAAACAUGCAAAGUUGCUUGAGAGUUCCAGAGUCUACUGUGUAUGGAUUGAGCUCUGCAUAUCUUAGGGACCGUCUCUCCUUCUCCCAUCAUCGGAGGUCGCAACGACCAUCCCAACGAGACUUACUCUAUGUACUGGAUCCUAGAGAAGUGCACUUGGAGAGGACCAGGCGCCGAGCUUUUUCUGUUUCUGCCCCUGCCUUAUGGAAUGCCUUGCCGCCCUAUAUGAGAGCCAUGCGUGAGUUGGGGCCUUUUACCCUUGCACUCAAGACCUGGCUCUUUACUAGAGCUUUUAAUCUAUUUUGUAUUUUGUAUGUAUGUAUUUUUAUCCUUUUUUAUCUUGUAAAUCGCCUAGAGCAUCGUGGAUGGAGGGCGAUUAAUAAGUAAUUAAAUGAUGAUGAUGAUGAUAACACAAAUACAUAUCUUGUCGGUCCAGUUUCAGAUAUGUUUGAGAUGGUUUCUCUGUGCAGAUGACCCAGGGCCUCUUUCUUACAACAUCAAGCAAGUGUUUGCUCUUUACAGUCCAAAGUCUAAGAAGAAACUAAAAUGGAGCCUGAGGUCUGAGCAGUCUCAGAUCAGAUCAUGUGGUCUGCAGCCCCUCCCACAACCUCUCAGAAAACAUAGAGCAAAACAAGCUGCAUACCAGAACAUACGUACAAAACAGUAAGCAAACAGAAUAAUAGAUUGACAAAUUACUAGAGGAGGCUUGAAGAAGGUUGUAAUUUCCAACACAGUAUCCUUGAAUUGUGGUGCCCAGAACUGUACACAGUAAUCCAGAUGAGGCAAGUCACAGUCACACUCUAGUCUCACCUGGAACAACACUGGAUCCAGUUCUCAGCAUUACAAUUCAGUGAAGAUAUGGACAAGCUGGAAGGUGUCCAGAGGACGAUCAAAAUUAUCAAAGGUUUGGAGGCCAAGACUAUGAGGAAUGGCUUAAGGAGCUAAGUAUGUUUAGCUUGGGAAAAGACUGAGGGGACAUGAUAGCCAUGUUUACAUAUUUUAAAGGAUGUCACAUUGAGGCAUGGGUGGCAAUCAUGGGAAGUUUGGAGGAUGCCAUCACUCCCACCCACCUCUCCUAUGCCCAUCUUCAGCCUCCUGAUGUUGCCUUGGGUGCAAUGGAGAACCAUAUAUCUCUGGAAUUGAAGUGAAAUUCAGCUGCUAUUCUAGUUGACUUCUUUGGGAAAAACAGAGGCAAGAAGACACCUUGCCUGUCACCUGAAAAAUCAGAACGGCUUAGGCUGAAGCUACAGAUAAUGUGAAAGUUAGCCCAAAUCUCUCUGUACGCGUAUGUAUCAUGAGCCCUGCUCCAGUUUCCCAACCUCACCUUUGCUCUAAUCCUGCAAGGUAAUGCAAAUUUUGUCACUGUAUUUGAAGAGGGGGUUGGAAAAGGCCACCUAGUGAGUUCAAGCUUUAUUUCUGCUAUGCUUCUGCGACAAAGCAUCCAGAGCUGUUUCUGUAAAGCCAAUUCAGCGAACAACAAUGUGAAUAAAGCAAAUUAGAAAAUAAAGUAAUAUCAAAUAUUUUAUAAUAUAUUACUUACCUGGCUGACUGAAAAGGAGCAGGUUGAAAAUUGCAUGAUAAAAUGGGCCCAAAAUUUAAGAAGGCCAGUCCAGAUGAAAGAAUUGUGGAACAAAAAAAUUAAAAUAUACAUAUUUAUUUAUUUAUAUUUCAAACUUAUAUGCCACCACUCCCCUAGGGCUCGGAGCGGCUUACAAGAACUGGCUAAAAUCAACAAUUUAAAAAACAUCUUAAAAACAUCUUUAAAAAACAUCUUAAAAAACAUCCUAAAAGCACCUUUUAAAACAUCAACAACAGAACUCAAAAGCCUGUCAAAACAGGUGUGUCUUGCAUGCCCUGCGCAAGGCCGACAAGUCCCGCAAGGAUUUGAAAGAAAAUUGGAUAAAAAUGUUCCACAGAUGGUAUACUACACCAAAACAAUUAGCCAAAAUGUACAAAACAGUUUCUGUUAAGUGUUAGAAAUGUAAAGAAAAAGUUGGCUCCUUCUAUCACAUAUGGUGGUCUUGUAAAGAAGCAACAAAGUUUUGGAUGAAGAUUCAUGAAGAAUCACAAAAGGUUUUAAAGAGAAACUUUAUAAGAAAACCAGAAUACUAUCUAUUAGGAUUUACAGAUUUAGACUUACAAUUGACUGAACAAGAAGAUAAACUUUUCACUUAUAUUAUGACCACCGCUAGCAUUGUUUUCGCUAGAGAAUAGAAACAGGAAUCAGCUCCACCAAUUGAGGAGUGGGUGGAGAAGAUAAGAGAAAUAAUGGAUAUGGACGAACUGACUUUUUUGUUGAAGAAAAAUACAGGCAAGAUAAUGAAAAGAACGAAUUGGGACAAUUUGAGAAAAUGAAGAUUACGAGAGACAAUUUUACUAUUUUUUUCUUUAGUAAGGAAAAAUAUUAUUGAAUAAUAAGAAAAUAUUGUCCAAGAAGAUGGAAUGGAAGUCACUUUUUUGUUUUUUUGUGUGUGUGGGUAUAUUUUUGUAGAUUGUAGACCUUUAUCUUUCUCUCUUUUUCCUACUUUUCUAUACCUUCGUUGUUUUCUCUCUUGCGAUGUAGUAUAAAAAAUUUAAUAAAAUUCUUUAAAAAAAAACAAUGUGGAUAAAGCAAAUAAGCACAUUAGUGUUAUAUCCUGAACAUGUUAUAGCUUAAAAUGGGAACAUGUCAGAGUGUAGCUGGUUACACACAAGCUAGAAGAGGCUGCAGAAGUUUGCUUCUGUCUAAACCCACUGGGAUGGGCAAGACUCUGUGCCCUCCUGUCCCCGGCUAUUUUUGUGCAGCUGCCUUUUGCAUUGCAAACUCAGUGUGCAGCAAUGGAAGUAAAGUAAGGUCGAAGAGGGCAAUGAGAACAAGAAGAGAGGAACUGGGACACUUUAAAAGCAGCUGCAAAGCUAUGAUGGUGGAAGGUUAAUCGGGACUGUUGUCAAACCAGGACACUUGGGAAAUACUGUCCAGUUUAAUCUGUAUUUCUCUCAAGGUGUGAGUCCCAAGACUAGAUAAAGUAUUUGGAUGAUAACUAAUGAAGGAGAUGGGCCAGUCACAUGAUAAUGCCUUUUAUGUGCCCCUCACAUUUACUACCUGGAGCAAAUCUAUUUUAUUAUUUAUUUAAGGUAUUUAUAUUCCGCCUUUCUCACCCCGAAGGGGACUCAAGGCGGAUCACAAUGUACACAUACAUGGCAAACAUUCAAUGCCAUAUGAACAUAGAGACAGAGACAAAAACAGACACAGAGGCAAUUUAACCUUCUCCAGCUUCCAGCUUCCUGAGGGUAUGCUUGAUUCCGGCCACAGGGGGAGCAGCUGCAUCAUUAUCCACUGUGAUGUCGAGUCCUCAGAUACCUCCUCAUUCCAAACACUGCUGGAUGAUUUUUAUGGUGUCGUAAAUUAAAUUAGCCUCCCCACAUAAGUGAUACCUAAAUUUCCUACUUGAUAGAUGCAACUAUCUUUCGGGUUGCUUAGGUCAACAACGAGCAGGGCUAUUUUUUAUUGUAAUGGUUGGGUGCUCACUCUGACAGGGGUUGGCCUCGAACUCAUGACCUCUUGGUCAUAGUGAUUUAUUGCAGCUGGCUACUAACCAGCCUGCACCACAGGCUGGUUAUCUAAGUAUCUAUCAAUCUAGAACUCAAAUUCUUCUUCGUGGUGCUUCUGUGGAAAUCGCACAUAUGGGAUUUUCCCUGCGCCUGCGCAGUGUUCCGGAACCUUCUAGAAUCUCUAAAUGAAACAUUUUGGCGGCAAGCCCCGCCCACUCUCCCCAAUAGAGUAUAUAUAGCCCGGUGGGCGGGGCUGGCCCCAGUUCUUUUUCUCCGCCGCUCAGCAGCAGUUAGGAACCUUGAGUAUCUCAAACUUUAUUUUUGGCCGACUGGUUUGACCUGGACUGUUUUUUGGACACCCGUUGCCUCUCUCCUGCCUAUUUGAUCUCGGAAAGUACCUCGGAAAAGAUCUGAUUUGCCUCUCUCCGCCCUACAGACCUAGGAAAGGACUUGACUACUCUUAAUUAAGGCCAGUAUUAAUGGCGUCCUUCUUUAAAAAAUGUGAUGCGUGUGGGGGCACACUCCCUGAGGCGGAUGGCCACGCCAAAUGCCUCCUCUGCCUGGGGGAGAGCCAUAACCCUCAAUCCUGCCAAGUCUGCAGAGGUUUUACCCCCCAAGCGAGGAAAAAUAGAGAAUCGAGGCUUAAAGCCUUGCUAUAUGAACAGGCGCUAGCCCCAAAUGCCCCAGGGGCCCAGGAGUCCCGGCCAAGCCCAUCGGCCGCUGGAGGUGAUGAGGCCGUUGAGCCCUCGUGUCCACCACCUCGAGAGGCCUUGCAGAGUAUCACCCAAGAGGCGCCCGGAUUAGAAGAGCCCACCACUGUGGCACAGCCAUCUAAGGGCCUGAAGGAAGGCAAAAAGAAAACCAAGAAAACAAAACAUCUCAAUAAGGCCCCACGGGCCAAGCCGCUGCCUCAGUGCCAAUCGAGGGCAAGCCUCUCUCCAAGAUCGGACAACCCCCCUCCCUUGACUCCGAUCGAACCUCAGGCCUCGCAAGCGCUUUCCUUAUCAGGAAUUAUCCCUGCCCAGCCGGUGCCGUCACCACCGAGCGUACUGCAGGAGGCGCGGAACCGAGAAAGAAGGGGCAGAAGGUCUAGCUCCAGCUCCAGCUUGAGCAGCCCCCCUCCCUCUCCUAAGCGCCCCAGACGGGGUCGAUCAACCCGCCGCCGGCGAGGAGCUGCCUCAGCCAGCUCUGCUGACUCCUCAUCCCCACCUCGUGAGGGCUCUACUUACCGGUAUGGCAGGGCCAGCUCCUCAGCCCCUUGUCUUCCAUACCCUUUUUAUGGACAAGGGCUGCCUCCAUACCCAUUUUUUCCUCCUGGAUUCGACCCUUGGGAGCCCUAUAGGCAGUUUGCCGUUGCCUCGGCACCGGCGCGAAGCCACGCCUCCAUGGCGUCGGGCCCGACAGCGCCAUUGGAAGACAGCCGCCAUGGCCACGCCCCCACAAAGCCAGCGCCAUUGGAGGAGGCCAGCCAACGCCACACCCCAGCGAUGCCUAUGGUGCGCAUGCGCCCAGGGACUGAAACGCAGGCUGAAAUGGCAUCCACCUCCGGAGCUUCCCUUCCUAGGACGCCUGUCCCUCCGCAGCAGGAAGAAGCCCCUAGUGGAGUUGAAGAUAAGUCACUGGAAGCCCAGGCAGUAGUUUUAGACCCCCAUGAUGUUACUGACCCUGGGUCUGGGGAAGAUUUUAAGACUUUCUCAGCGCUUCUAGUUAGACUCUCGCGGGCCCUCAAUCUGCCGGCUCCAAAGCCUGUUAAAGUUGUUGAGGAUCCAGUUUACCCCUCUUCCAAGCAGCAUGGGCCUCUAACUACAUCCCUGCCGUCACUGCCAUAUCUCAUAGAACUGGUAAAGAAUGAAGGAGUCUCCCCAGCCUCCCUUCCUGCAACCCCCAGGAGGGCGGAGUUUUUAUACAAGAUUGAGCUUUCAGGGGCCCAGUGGCUAGCAGAGCAACCCAGACUGAAUUCUAAGGUAGUAGACGCUACCCAACCUAAGGCAGUGCAGAGGUCUCAACCAACUCCAACCGAUAAAGAAGGAAAAAAGCUAGAAAGUAUGGGCAAAAAGUUUUAUUCAUCAGCAUGCCUAUUCGCUCGGAUGGCACACUUCACAGCCUAUACAGGUGCUUAUCAAUCCUACCUGUGGGAGAAGAUGGCUCCAUACAUUGAUCUACUCCCAAUGCAGGACCAGGCGCUGGCAAAGGCGUUCCAGCAAGAGGCGUGUCUUUUGUCGGAAGUACAGAAGGAGCUGGCUAAGAAUGUGGCUGAUGCCUCAGGCAAACUCCUAGCUGGGGCCAUAUCCCUACGACGGCAUGCCUGGCUCCGGGCCGCAAACCUAUCCCCAUCGGCUAAGUCUGUCAUCGAGGACCUUCCUCUAGAUGAGGCAGGUAUUUUUAACCCGGACACAGAUGCCCAAAUUAAAGACACACACGAGGUGACACAGGCAGCUCACAAGUACGGUGUUCAGCAGACCUACUACUAUCAAAGACGUCGAUGGGGACAGUAUUAUCGAAGUAGAAGAUCCUCAUCUCCAGCGUUUAGAGGGCGGCAGAGGCCUUCCUUUCGUCCAUCGGGAUCCAGACGUCCUUCUUUUCCCUUCAAGUCUCAGCACCGAAGUGCAGGAAAGCAGGGUGAGAAGCAGAGGCGCCGGUUCUAGCUCACAGC